AUGGCAAACAGCGUGGCUUUCGUAGCGCCUGCCCUCCAAGAAGCGGGGGUGGCAAGGCAGAUUCACACUGCACCGGUCUCUCCGAGCCCCAAAGCUUCCAGCACUGGCUAUGCUGGCCCCGCCGUGGCCUCGGUGGCUGUGGCCCUGGCUGCACGCACCGUCGGCCGCCAGCGCCGUCGCACAUCGGCACGGCAGCAGGUGGCGAUGCGUGCCUCAACCCUGGACCAGCUGAAGCAGGUGGGCGGCCGGGAAGGCAGCAUUCCUCUGACCAAGUAUCGCAAUAUCGGGAUCAUGGCCCACAUCGAUGCUGGAAAGACCACGACGACGGAGCGUAUCCUGUACUAUACAGGUCGCGAGAAGAACAUCGGUGAAGUGCACGAAGGGCAGGCCACCAUGGACUGGAUGGAGCAGGAGCAGGAGCGAGGAAUCACCAUCACCAGCGCAGCAACCACGGCUUUCUGGGAUGGACACCGAAUCAACAUCGUGGACACACCAGGUCACGUGGACUUCACCCUGGAGGUGGAACGAUCUCUCCGAGUGCUCGACGGUGCCGUGGCUGUUUUCGACGGUGUGGCAGGCGUCGAGCCGCAGAGCGAGACCGUUUGGCGCCAGGCCGACAAGUACAAGGUGCCGCGGAUGUGCUUUGUGAACAAGAUGGACCGCGAGGGCGCGGACUUCUUCAAGGAUGUGCAAAUGAUGGUGGACCAGCUCGGCACAAAUCCUGUCCCCAUCCAGCUUCCCAUCGGAAAGGGCGCCAGCUUCAAGGGUGUCUUCGAUCUGGUGGAGAUGAAAUCAAUGAUCUGGACUGGUGGGGAGCUCGGCGCAAAGUUUGACGUGACAGAUGAGAUCCCGGAGGGCAUGGAGGAAGAAGUGGAGAAGUGGCGUGAGAACCUCAUUGAGAAGGCUGUGGAGCAGGACGAAGAGGUUCUGGAGGCUUACCUCGAGUCCGGUGAGCCACCAUCUCUGGAAGAUCUCAAGAAGUGCAUCCGCAAAGGAACCCUGUCAUUUAGCCUGGUGCCAGUGCUUUGCGGAACCGCCUUCAAGAACAAGGGUGUGCAGCCCCUGCUGGAUGCCGUCUGCGACUACCUUCCAUCACCAGUCGAUCUUCCCCCGACCAAGGGCAAGAACCCCAAGAACGAGGAAGGUUUGAGCGGUUCAUUUGAAGCCAUGCGUAGCUUAUCCCUACAGGAGGAGGAGAUCGAGCGCAAGAACGAGCCAGAGGAGAAGCUCUCCGGCUUGGCCUUCAAGGCAGUGGCGGCGGACCCUUACAUCGGCACCCUGACCUUCUACCGCAUUUACUCGGGCAAGGUCAAGAGCGGAGAGAUGGUUUGGAACCCCAGGACUAAGUCCAAGGAGCGCAUGGGCCGCAUGGUUCUCAUGCAUGCCAACAAGCGCGAGGAAAUCAAGGAGGCCCAGGCAGGCGACAUCAUUGCCGUUGUGGGCCUGAAGGACACCACCACAGGUGACACCCUUUGCGCAGUGGACUCCCCCAUCGUGCUGGAGAAGAUGGAAUUCCCGGAGCCCGUGAUUAAGGUCUCCUGUGAGCCGAGCUCGCAGAAGGAUGCUGACAAGAUGGGUGAGGCGCUUGCCAAGCUGGCAGCUGAAGACCCUUCCUUCCGCUUCAGUCGCGACGAGGAGUCCAAUCAAACCGUGAUCGAGGGCAUGGGUGAGCUGCACCUGGAGAUCAUCAUCGACCGCCUCAAGCGCGAGUUCAAGGUGGAAGCCAACAUUGGCAAGCCCCAGGUGGCGUACCGAGAGACGAUCACAGAGCCAGUCGAGCUUUGGUACACCCACAAGAAGCAGACGGGUGGUUCGGGCCAGUAUGCGAAGCUUUGCAUGUCCUUCGAGCCCAACCCUGGUGAGGGCUUCGAGUUCUCCAACGAAAUUAUCGGCGGAACGGUUCCAAAGGAGUACGUGCCGGCAGUGAUCAAGGGCACCGAGGGCGAGCUGAUGAACGGCAUCCGCAUGGGCUUCCCAGUCGUGGACGUCAAGGCCAAACUGAAGGAUGGUGGAUUCCACCCGGUCGACUCUUCCGCUAUUGCUUUCGAGAUUGCAGCCCGGGCAAUCUUCAAGGAGGGAGCCAGCCAGGCAAAGCCCAUCGUCAUGGAGCCGAUCAUGAAGGUCGAGGUCAUCACCCCCGAGGAGUACAUGGGCGGCAUCAUCGGUGAUCUGAACAGCCGUCGAGGCAUCAUCCAGAAUCUCGCGACGCGUGGCAACCUCCACGUUGUGAAUGCAAGCGUUCCAUUGGCAGAGAUGUUCAGCUAUAUCGCCGAGUUGCGCAACUUGUCCAAAGGCCGAGCCAACUACGCGAUGGAGUUCGAGAAGUACGAGUCUGUGCCCGAGAAUGUGGCAGAGUCCAUCGCAAGCAAGAGCUAA
Symbiodinium sp. CCMP2592 is the source of this 2376-nucleotide messenger RNA. The record is from the annotation of a GenBank genome assembly. Lineage: Eukaryota; Dinophyceae; Suessiales; Symbiodiniaceae.